UCUUCGACAACCACAGGAAUCCGUCAAGAUGGGAUCUCUCCGUACCCAAAAACGAUUGGCCGCCUCCGUCGUGGGCUGCGGAAAGCGCAAGAUUUGGCUCGAUCCCAAUGAGACCAGCGAGAUCUCCAAUGCCAACUCCCGCCAAACCAUCCGAAAGCUUGUCGCAGAUGGCCUCAUUAUCCGAAAGCCCGUCACCAUGCACUCCCGAACUCGCGCCCGUGAGCUCACUGCUGCACGAAGAAUUGGUAGACACCGUGGUUUCGGUAAGAGAAAGGGUACCUCCGAUGCUCGUAUGCCAAGCCAAGUCGUCUGGAUGCGCCGUCUCCGUGUCCUCCGUCGUCUCCUAGUCAAGUACCGUGCCAGCGGCAAGAUCGACAAGCACCUUUAUCACGAACUCUACCACCUCAGCAAGGGUAACACCUUCAAGCACAAGCGAGCAUUGGUUGAGCACAUUCACCGAGCCAAGGCUGAGAAGGCCCGUGAGAGAGUCCUGAAGGAGGAGAUGGACGCCAAGCGUGCGAAGACCAAGGCUGCCCGUGAGAGAAAGCAAGAGAGAGUGGUUGCCAAGCAACGUGCACAAUUCGGUGAGGAAGAGGAAGCUGAGGAGAAGUAGACUGGGAUCGUUUUGUGAUGGCAGCAUACGGGGUGUAUUUGGCAAGGUCUAAAAAUACAGGCCGGUUGCUUUGACUCGUUUUUCUUGCACUAUUCACGGAAAUAGCAUCACGAUUUCGAACCAAGGUCCUUUCAACAAGAAUUUGUGAUAUAUGUAGACUUCAUUUGAGUGUGAGGGAGCUGCAGAAUGUCAUGUUCCGGUACACCCGUCCUUAGUUCAACAUUCGAACGCCACCAUGGGAUUAACAAACAGAGCCUCUAUCACAAACAUGGGCGGAUGGACAAUUCCAGUGGUCUCUACUCGUAUAAUGCUUCGGUG
Messenger RNA from Mollisia scopiformis, 931 nucleotides. RefSeq lists its product as uncharacterized. Gene Ontology annotation, biological process: translation. Gene Ontology annotation, cellular component: cytosolic large ribosomal subunit; ribosome. Lineage: Eukaryota; Fungi; Ascomycota; Leotiomycetes; Helotiales; Mollisiaceae. Bases 29 to 613 code for a protein of 194 amino acids. Gene Ontology annotation, molecular function: structural constituent of ribosome; RNA binding. The record is from RefSeq and is a predicted model, not a curated record. The transcript has 4 exons.